GGCAGACCAACAUUGUUUUGGUAACAAUAUUGUCGGAGGAAACCCGCCUGUCUGAGACUACUAAAAAAACUCCUCAUAAAGUACCCAUAGUACGUAUAGGACUACCCCACCCAUUCUCUCAAGUUUGAACUUGAUCUGAAAAGCAUGCAAUGUUUUUUCUUUUGAAGCGACGUUGGGAAAUAAAGUGGGAACUUUUGGAAUACAUGCAGCUCAUUGGCAGUGAUCUUACAUGAUGCGUUCAUUCCGCCGUAACAUUUUGCUAUCCAGGUUUAACCGUUGAUGACUUGUUGUGAUAUGUGACAUAUUUAAGAUGAAUGAGAGUGGGGACAACAUUCUUGAAAUGGAUUCUUUGUCCGAGACAAACUUGGAGGGCGACACGGAGAUAGAGAUGGGAAUGGAAGUUGUCUAUUCUCAGGAGUUUUUGCCAACCUAUGAGACUAUACCUGAGGGGGCAUCAGUGCCCAUAGUGGAGAAGGCUGAGUUCAACGGCAAAUCUGACUCUCUGUUCUUCAAUGAUGGGGUUAGACGGAUCGACUUUGUCUUAGUCUAUGAAGAUGAGGACAUGAAGGAGAUUGACAAAAAUAGAAUGUUCCAGAAACGUAAACAACGGAGAGAGUACUUUGAGGCCAGCUUGAUGAAGAUGGGGAUGGAACUAGAGGCUGCCAGAUCUGUGGUGGAUGAGAAGCUGUUGUUCGUCAAGGUGCACAUGCCCUGGGACAUGCUGUGUACCUACGCCGAGGUCCUCCACAUUAAGCUGCCCAUUCAGCCCAAUGACCUGUCCACCACGUCCUCGCCCUUCAACUUCCUCAGCUGCAUAACCAAACAUUUCUACCCCAGCGAGGACCUCAUAGCCAAGGAGACGGAGUACUUCACCGCCCCAUUCGAGAAGGACAGACUGGAGUACUUCUACGUGAAGGACCGGGACCUCUUCUUCACGCCGUCCAUGAGGAGUAGAAUGGCCUACUACAUCCUCAGCCGAGCCCCCUAUGAGGUGCGAGGGAACAUCAAGAAGUUUGGUGUCACCAAGCUGCUCGAUGGGGGGGUGUACAAGGCUGCUUAUCCCCUGCAUGAUUGCAGAUUCAACGUCAGGUCGAAAGAAGAUGAGUGCCCCAAUGAGAGAUACCUCCUGUAUAACGAGUGGGCUCACCCUAAGAGUUUCUAUAAGAUGCAGCCACUUGAUCUCAUAAGAAAGUAUUAUGGGGAAAAGAUUGGCAUUUACUUUGCUUGGCUGGGCUUCUAUACAGCCAUGCUCGCCCUCGCUGCCAUUGUUGGACUUGGCUGUUUCAUUUAUGGUUACACGACUCAAGAAACAAGCACCUGGAGCAAAGAGGUGUGCGACCCUUUGAUUGGAGGAAAUAUUGUGAUGUGUCCGCAGUGUGAUAAGGAGUGCACAUACUGGAGGCUCAACAGCACCUGUGAAUCUUCUAAAAAACUGUGCAUAUUUGAUAACUAUGGGACGCUCGUGUUUGCUGUCUUUAUGGCCAUUUGGGUGACCGUGUUUCUGGAGUUCUGGAAGCGCUACCAGGCAGAGCUGGAGUAUGAGUGGGACACCGUGGAGUUCCUGGAGCAGGAGGAGCAACCUCGUCCCGAGUAUGAGGCCAAGUGUAACCACGAGAGAAUCAACCCCGUCACACGGGUAAAAGAGAAAGUACCUUAUACAGCCUGUGGACGGUGUAUAAGAGUGUCUUUAGGAAUUGGGACUGUCUUAUUCUGGAUUGUGUUGAUCCUAGCGUCAGUGGUGGCCAUCAUCGUAUACCGACUGGCAGUGUUCUUCUCAUUUUCGACGAGACUCCAGUCUGACCUAAAGGAGCUUGAACCGUUUAAGGAGUAUGUGACCGCACAAAUGGCCACCUCCGUCACUGCUUCUAUCAUCAGCUUCGUUGUAAUCAUGGUGCUCAACAUCCUGUAUGAGAGGGUUGCCAUCUGGAUCACUGACUUUGAGCUUCCAAGGACCAAGACGGAUUAUGAGAACAGUCUGACUCUGAAGAUGUUCCUGUUCCAGUUUGUCAACUACUACUCCUCCUGCUUCUACAUUGCCUUUGUCAAAGGGAAAGUGGUUGGUUACCCUGGGCAACCUGUUUACCUGCUGGGCAAGUACAGAAAUGAGGAGUGUGAUCCAGGAGGAUGCCUGAUUGAGUUGACAACCCAGCUCACUGUCAUCAUGGGCGGUAAAGCCAUCUGGAAUAACAUUCAGGAGGUGUUGCUGCCGUGGAUGAAGAAUUUGAUAUUCCGCUACUGCACACGUGUGGGGUCUGAAAAGGUGAUUCCUCGCUGGGAGCAGGACUAUCAGCUGCAGCCCAUUGGGAAGCUGGGCCUCUUCUAUGAAUACCUGGAGAUGGUGAUCCAGUUUGGUUUUGUGACUCUGUUCGUGGCCUCCUUCCCCCUGGCUCCUGUCCUGGCUCUGGUCAAUAACCUCUUUGAGAUCCGGGUGGACGCCUGGAAGAUCAUCACCCAGUUUCGCCGCAUGGUUCCAGAGAAGGCCCAAGACAUCGGGGCGUGGCAACCCAUUCUCCAAGGUGUCGCCAUUUUGGCUGUGGCAUCAAACGCCAUGAUCAUUGCCUUCACAUCAGACAUGAUCCCACGAUUGGUUUACUACUGGUCUUUCUCUGUGUAUCCCUAUGGAGACCAUUCCAGUCACACCAUGCAGGGCUACAUCAACAACACGCUCUCUGUGUUCGACAUCCAGGACUUCUCCAACAAGAGCCGGCCCAUGCAAACGCCUUACUGGUUCAAUAACAGCACCACCUGCAGAUAUCGAGAUUUCAGAUAUCCACCAGGACACCACAGGCAAUAUGAAUACAGUAUCUACUACUGGCAUGUGAUAGCUGCCAAGAUGGCUUUCAUAAUAGUUGUAGAGCACAUUGUGUACCUGACCAAGUUCAUUCUGUCCUACGUGAUCCCGGACGUGCCUUACACAGUGAGGGAACAGAUCAAACGAGAGAAGUACUUGAGCCAGGUCAUCCUUCACGAGACCAACCUCAAACUGGUGACCAAACGCUUAAAGCCUGUCGCUGAUAAGAUCCUUAAACACAAUGAGGACAAGGAGGAGGAGAUUAUGGACCUUUACUUUUAAUCUCUGAAACUUUGUCAGAGAAGAGAGAGUCCUGCCUUUGUCAGGACCUACAAUAUUUCCAAGUAUUGUUGAGCAGCUAAAGAUGUAUUCAAUACAUGUUUUAAUAGCUUUAAUUAAUAUUAAUUAAUAUUAUUAGUAGCUUAAUAGCUUGGUGGGGACUACGACCAACCAAACCAGCCAUGAAGCUCAGCUCUGUUGCUCAGAUCUCUGGAUCUAUUGCAUAUUUAGCACUUUUAUGUCACUGAUUGUUACAUGUACACUGUUACAUUUAAUGUGUCUUGUAUUGUUACUAUGAUGACUUUUUUUGGAGGUCUUAACUUAGACACUUCUGGGAGGAACACCACAGUGCCUGGGUGUUACAUACAGCACAUGUAUACACGGUUACAUUUAAUGUGUCUUGUAAUGUUAAAAUUAGGAUUCAGUGCCAUAUGGAAGACUAUGAAUGACAACAAUACUUUUCUUCUUUAAACAAAGCAUACAGAUUUUUAUACAAUUUGUGGCCUAGGCCUAUCCAAACAUUUCUAAUACUCAAGGUGUGCUUGAUUUAGUCAGGAAUAAUUCCAAAAGCUCAAAUUGCAUUAACCAGGCAAGCCAUCAAGUAUGGAAGCUCGUUCCCGCCACCCAGGAAAAAAUAUCUGACUACGAGUUAUGAGAUAGUAAGGUAUAGUCAUGAGAUAGAAAGUCAUAAUUAUGAGAUAGAAUGUCUGGAUCAUGGACAUUGAAUAGUCCUGCAAGUCGACCCCUUAUAAAGGGGCAAUCUGGGAUUCACACAAUAACAUAGCUUCUCCCACCACAGCUGAGGAAUGGGGCAGGAGAAAUGUAACCAAUCUCAAAUACAUAGACACAAGGACUCACAUAUGGAUGCAAGGACUGACCAUCCAUCAGAUACAAAUUAUAUUUUUAACCAUGUUUUGAAGCUAUACUGUGUUGUUUACAAUUACAUUGUUUACACACAAUAGAGUAAACCAAGCUUAUAUUUUGGGUUCUGAUUGGGUAAGACCGUUACUCAUUUCUAAGUUACAGUGUUGAAUAAUCAGUGGCUUUACACUGAGUGUACAAACAUAUUUCCAUGACAUAGACUGACCAGGUGAAUCCAGGUGAAAGCUAUGAUUCCUUAUUGAUCUUACUUGUAAAACCCACUUCAAUCAGUGUAGAUGAAGGGGAAGAGACAGGUUAAAGAAGGAUUUUUAUUGAGUCAUGGAUUCUGUAUGUGUGCCAUUCAGAGGGUGAAUGGGCAAGACAAAAGAUUUAAGUGCCUUUGAAUGGGGUAUGGUAGUAGGUGCCAGGUGCAUUGGUUUGAGAGUGUCAAGAACUUCAACGCUACAAGGUUUUUCACGCUCAACAGUUUCCCGUGUGUAUCAAGAAUGGUCCACCACCCGAAGCACAUCCAGCCGGCUUGACACAACUGUGGAAAGCAUUGAAGUCAACAUGGGGCAGCAUCCCUGUGGAACACUUUCGACACCUUGUAGAGUCCAUGACCCAACAAAAUUGAGGCUGUUCUGAGGGCAAAAGGGAGUGCAACUCAACAUUAGGAAGGUGUUCCUAAUGUUUUGUACAUAUUAAUUAAAUCUGAUGUCAACCAGAUGUCAUCAUACAGGCACCAACUCACAUCAACAAAACUCUUCAAUAUGUUAAUAUUGAACAAUAUCACCACAAUCUCUCUUUCUUACAAUGUGUGAUUGACUAGGAUAUGCAUAAGGUUAUCUUUAGUUGAGGGCCUGAUGCAAAGUGCACAUUGGAUUUAAAUGAUACAGAUCGCCUGAACGUAUCUCAUAAUAAUGACUUACUAUCUCAUAAUUAUGACUUACUAUCUCAUAAUUAUGACUUACUAUCUCAUAACUCUUAAUCCGAUUUUAUUUUUUGGUGGCGGGAACGGGCUUCCAUACAAACUCAUGGACACCUCAAGUAUUUACAGUAACAUUUUUGACAUAUGUAUUUGAUUUGAAGCAUUUUGAUAGAAGUCUAUCGCCAUAGACUAACCUCUUAUAUAACCUCUCAAUAUAUGUUGCUGUAUUAUAUUGUGAUUUUUUUAUACCAAAGGUAUAUAUGAACUAACAAUCUGCCCCUGUGUACAAUAUUUGUCUUUCAAGUAUUUUGUCAAGUGUAUUGUAAUUUGUAUGUUAUGCCAAAUAAAAUCAAAAUUCUCUGUAUUUUAUAUAGAA
Salmo salar (Atlantic salmon) is the source of this 5235-nucleotide messenger RNA. RefSeq names its product anoctamin-6. Gene Ontology annotation, molecular function: protein dimerization activity; chloride channel activity. The record is from RefSeq and is a predicted model, not a curated record. Gene Ontology annotation, biological process: calcium activated phosphatidylcholine scrambling; chloride transmembrane transport; calcium activated phosphatidylserine scrambling. Lineage: Eukaryota; Metazoa; Chordata; Actinopteri; Salmoniformes; Salmonidae. Gene Ontology annotation, cellular component: plasma membrane.